GAAAAGCUCCUAUGUAGGUACUUCAUCAUGAGUUAUGAUGUAUGUGAUGUUCCUGCGCCACACCCACUAAAUCUCCAGCCACAAUGACAUCACAUCUACAAUACACUGUAGAUCUUCAACGCAUGCCAGAUCAAAUCAGCGUCUAGAGUCUAGACUCUAGACUCAAUGUAAAGUAAAUCUUCUCCCACGAAAAGGGGUCAAUUGAACUAACACGCCAACCAUACAAAGACAUCUCCUUCCGCCCACAUAUAUCCGCCCUCGGGAACGCGAAUCAAGCCAACUUUCCUUUUCCGGGCCGCGCCUUACCCUCUUCCCGUCCCGCUCCCAUUCAACCUCCAAUCCCACCCCCUUGCAAACCAUACCCACAAAUCCACGCGUAUGCAAGAUUACAUCGCCCUUCCGAUGCACCUCGAUGUCUCACCACAGAGCAGGCAUGGCAAUCUCAAGAAAUCGAUUAGUCAAGCAAUGCGAUUGUGAUGACGUAUUGAGACUCCCGAUGAGAGAUCCCAUGUCGUGAUGUUGAUCCCCUAAACCGAUCAAUGCUUAAAGCGGGGUAGCUCCCAUAGCACCAGUUACCUUGUUUUGUCCACAACAACACAUGCUUGCUUUCCAUGACAUGUUGACUUUGUUUAUUUAAACCGUUUCACUGUUCAAACUGUUCUACGAUCAUCUAGAUACUUUCUUCCCUUCUUACUCCAACUAAACUUUGAGUCAAGAAAACAAGCUCUACAAUCAAAGCUCCAAUCCCAAUAUCAACCCUCAAUUUUCAAACACAACUUCACCACAACCCACCCCAAAAUGUCUUUCAGCAACGCAGAUACCGGUGCCAAAGAGGCCGAUCCAUACAAGUCCAAGAACAUCGACACUCCCACUUUGAAAGAGAAAGUUGAGGACCUGAAUGAAUUCAUCGAUGCGUGUAAAUUCGGCAUGAUGACUACGAGAGAUGGAAAGACGGGCGCGUUAGUGAGCAGAUGUAUGGCUGUUGCUGCCAAGGAAAAUGGAGGAACCACUCUUCUCUUCCACACCAAUACCGAAUCGGGAAAGACCGACGACUUGGCUACCGAUUCCCACAUCAACAUCUCAUUCCUGAAUUCUUCAGGCGAAUGGGCUUCUGUUUCCGGACUCUCCAGCGUAGAAACCGACCGGGAAACCGUCAAGAAAUACUACUCCCCCGCCCUCAAAGCCUGGCUCGGCGAUCUCGGCGAUGGAACCCACGAUGGCGGACCCAACGAUCCUCGUAUCGGCGUUAUCAAGGUCGAAGCCAAGACGGCGACGUAUGCCGUUGUGCGCAAGAGUAUAUUGGCGCGCGGAGCCGAGAUUGCACAGGGUGUCAUUACAGGCAAGGCGGCGAGUGUGAAUAAGUUGAGGGAGAUUAGUGAGAGUGAGAUUCAAACGUGGAAGACUAGCCAGGGAAUGGUUCAAUAAAUUAAAUGGGGAGAUGAGUUUUCUGAUCCUGUGGUUAGGGACAGACUGUAUUAUGAAUAAUGCUAUCAAUUAAUUAAUCAUUUGCAAUGCGAGGUAGCUUCUAAGUUAA
Botrytis cinerea B05.10 is the source of this 1534-nucleotide messenger RNA. RefSeq lists its product as hypothetical. Lineage: Eukaryota; Fungi; Ascomycota; Leotiomycetes; Helotiales; Sclerotiniaceae. The transcript has 4 exons. Bases 799 to 1425 code for a protein of 208 amino acids. The record is from RefSeq and is a predicted model, not a curated record.